Messenger RNA from Stegostoma tigrinum, 2162 nucleotides. RefSeq names its product galactose mutarotase (gene galm). Gene Ontology annotation, molecular function: aldose 1-epimerase activity; carbohydrate binding. Gene Ontology annotation, biological process: glucose metabolic process; beta-D-galactose catabolic process via UDP-galactose, Leloir pathway. The record is from RefSeq and is a predicted model, not a curated record. NCBI's taxonomy places the organism in Eukaryota, Metazoa, Chordata, Chondrichthyes, Orectolobiformes, Stegostomatidae. The coding region runs from base 466 to 1581 and encodes 371 amino acids. The transcript is spliced from 9 exons.
AACAUCCUGAGUUUACUCUUUCACAACUACUUAAUAUGGUCAUGGCACGUGGGCACUUAGGAGGAGCAGCAAUAAAUGGAAGACUUUGUGAGCAAUCUUCAUAAUAAAUUAAUGCCUGUAUGUAUCCUCUUGCAGGUAGACUCUGUCCUCCCAGAUUAUCUAGGAAGUAGAAGACCAAUCACAAACACUCCUAGCUGGAUCUGAUUUUGGAGCGCAAGCAGCACGCCUGAUCUCGCCGUACAUUUUUAUGUCGAGAAUUAAUAAGAAAACGGUAAAAAAAGCGUGAAGGAGAACCGAAAUUUGCAAAAUCCCGAACGAACUUUUUGUUUCCGACCUAAAUUGGGAGUUGCCACAUCUGCUCACGGAGGAGUGGAGAACAGGGAGAAGGAAGGCCUAGUGGAUCGGACCCCGGCUCCAGGUUUGCUGAGUGACCGCAGGUAGAAACAUCGCGCCGCCGUUCAGGUCAUGUCCGUGGUUAGUAGCGAUGUGUUCGGGACACUGCCGGACGGGAGGCUGGUGCAUCGGUUCACGCUGCGCUCCGACUCGGUGAGGCUAUCGGUGCUGAGCUUGGGAGGCAUUAUAACCAGCCUGGAGACCAGGGACCGGCAGGGAGAACUGGCAGACAUCGUCCUGGGCUUCGACCACUUGCAAGGUUAUAUUAACAAGCAUCCAUACUUUGGGGCAGUCGUUGGUCGUGUUGCAAAUCGAAUUGCCGAAGGGAAAUUUAGUAUUGAUGGAAAGGAAUAUCAGCUGCCUAUUAAUAAUGGGCCUAACAGUUUGCACGGUGGCUUGAAAGGAUUUGACAAGAUGCUGUGGACAUCUGAAAUAUUAUCAAAUGGAGUGAGGCUUUCGAUGACAAGUGCUGAUGGUGAAGAAGGGUAUCCUGGAGAGCUGAAAGUCUGGGUGACAUACAGUCUCGAUGGAGCAGUACUGGCUAUUAACUACAAGGCACAAACAACCAAGACUACCCCAGUAAACCUGACUAACCAUUCCUAUUUCAAUCUAGCUGGACACGUGAAAAAGCUAGUUCUGUCAAACGAGCAGAGGGGACAACACAACAAUGCUAUUGUUAUGCAUGUCCUGUAUGGAGUCUCCAUAAAUAAAGAAAUCCUUUACCACGGAUUUCCUAAUAUCUAUGACCAUGAGGUUUCUAUAGAAGCAGAGAACUACCUGCCUGUUGAUAAGACAUCAAUUCCAACUGGAGAGAUUACCUCGGUGGAGAACACGAAUUUUGACUUGAGGAACCUAGUAGUUCUUGGAGACCAGAUUGCAAAUAAGUUAGCUGGAGGCUUUGACCACAACUUCUGUUUAAAUUUCUCAAAACAACGAUCUCCUUGUGCAAGAGAUAACAUAGUAUGGAGCUGGAGGAGCACAGCAGGCCAGACAGCAUCAGAGGAGCAGGAGAAGUUGCUGUUUUGGGGUUUACCACCGGCCAAGUGGCAGGCUCCUGGAGAUCGAGACCACCCAGCCAGGAGUUCAGUUCUACACUGCGAAUUUCCUGGAUGGGAGUCUGAAGGGCAAAGGAGGGGCCACAUACCCCAAGCAUUCAGCUUUCUGUUUGGAAACUCAGAAUUGGCCUGAUGCUGUUAACAAGGCAAAUUUCCCAGAUGCAUUGCUGAGACCAGGCGAGGAAUAUGACCACACAACAUGGUUUAAGUUUUCUGUACUUUAACAGCUGUGAUGUGAGCAGUUGUGUUUCGGUUGUCGUACUGUAAUGAAAACGUUUGAUUUGUUUUAAAAAUUAAAAAAUAAUAAGAUCACACUACGUGGUAGUGGGAUGUUGGUUAGGAAUAACAUUAAUACUAAUUCUUAGUGAUGAAAAUUAAAUCACGUGCAGUAUUUACCCCUUGUGCCCAUACAUUGAACAGUGCAUAGCAAUAAUGAGCAUUUAUCUUAAUUUAGAAUAUUUCCCAAAAUCUAGAGAGGUCUUAAAUUACAUAUCAGCUCACAUUCAGUUUAUUUCGAAAGGCAGGAACAGAUUAGAAAAUUGGACAUUUGAUACUAGCUAAACCUUUAGCAAUUGUCAACUUGCCCAUAAUAAAAUAAUUUUCCAAAAAUUGCAUUUCCCAAGGAACUAGAAUAAAUGAGUAAAAUGUAUCUGAACACUUAACCUCUGUAACUUAGUACUCCUGAUAAAAAUAAAAUUUUGUAUAAUUUGGAAA